CGAUUAAAAUGUGUAUCAAAAAGCUCGCCAAACAUGUCGAACUUUGCUCGGGCAUUUGAAGAAGACGAACAGUUCCAGAGCACCAUCAUCUCACAGUCAUCCAACGACAAUCCUUAUCCUGUUGAAAGUGGUGGUGAAGGCUCCACUCUGACCCCCACAACUUCAAAGAAGAAAAGAAAUCAUGCGGGAAAUCCAGGCAAGCAUUGCAACCCUGAUGCUGAGGUUGUAGUAUUAUCUCCAAGGACUCUGAUGGCCACAAAUAGGUAUGUAUGUGAAGUGUGCCAUAGAGGGUUUCAAAACGGUCAGAAUCUGCAGCUGCACAGGAGAGGACGCAACCUGCCCUGGAAGCUGAAGCAAAGGUCAAACACUCAGGUUAAGAAGAGGGUGUAUGUCUGUCCUGAGCCAAAUUGGGUGCACCAUGACCUUACCCGUGCUCUUGAUUGGAAGGCUCACACCAAGAUCUGUGGCACUAGGGAAUACCGUUGUCAUUGUGGCACCAUUUUUGCAAGGCUGAUGGGAGAUGUUAAUGGUGAUGGGAUUGACGACGAAGGAGAUGAUGAGAUUGAUAAUCAUCUCCUUCGUCAUCCUCAUCAUACGUCUCAUGAUAUCACCCCUAUGGGGAUAUUGAUGAGGGAGUUAGCCUUUCCACAGGUGGAAGAAUGUUGCAAGAUCAAGAGCAAGAGCUCUUCACUUUCAUCAAUGCCCGGUUCUGAUUCCUUCUUAAACACAAACACAAAUACAAAUGCGUCUAUGAAUCUGUCCACUCCGAUGGAGAACAUUGACAAUUCUCAAAGGCCUUUAUCACUGAGCUCGCCUGGAGUCAUGACAUGGAGCAACUUAGACCCAAUUUUCAGCCAAAGAAUGUCAAUGGCACCCCACAUGACAAUCAGAUCCCCCUACACCUCCGCAACAGCCUUGUUACAGAAAGCUGCGGAAAUGGGUGCCAAGAUCAGUGACAAUACUAUAGCUCCUAUCAUCCUCAGAGGCUUCACCGGGUACUCUUCUAGCAGCAUCAACUCAGCUGGGUCUGUCCAGGAAGGCACGUCUAACAUGGGACCAAAUGUCCCAAGCGCCAAUAGUUUCAUUGUUGGAGAACAAGAAGCUCCAAUGGAUACAAGACCUGCCCCUUCUGUUUCUCAAGCAGCAAUUUUUCAGUCUCCCCGUUUUGUACACUCAGGAAAUGGAAGUUCUGGUAAUCUGUUGGGAGAAGUGUACUUGGGAGGAGAAGGUGAGAAAAUGACAAUUGAUUUCUUGGGUGUGAAACCAUCCGAUGGUAAUCAGAGCUUUGGCAAGAAAAGAAGCUACGAUAGUAACAUUGUGGGUUUGGAGUACCCCAAUUUUCAUUCAUAUUGAUAGAGAAUUCAACGUUAUAACAACUGUGCUUCUGGCUUUGAUGCUCUAAUAAUCAUAAUGCUUGAAUGGCAAGAGGAACUUAACUGGAAAAUACUUCAAACUGGAUUUGUAGUUGAAUGAAUCGAGGCAAUGUAACUGCUCCUAAUUUCUAGUUAUUUUCAUAAUCAAAACAUUCAAGAAAGUUAGAACUUCCUG
This is a messenger RNA of Rubroshorea leprosula, 1548 nucleotides long. The record is from the annotation of a GenBank genome assembly. NCBI's taxonomy places the organism in Eukaryota, Viridiplantae, Streptophyta, Magnoliopsida, Malvales, Dipterocarpaceae.